AGCUGGCAGGAGGUGAGUUUGUUGUUGAGAGCAGGUGAUGAUACAGCUCUGGGUCUAGGACCUUGAAGGCGCUGCUCGCGAAACUGCAGUGGCAGAAUCAGAAGGGAGUUUCUUGAUUCAGAGAGAGGCUGUUUACCAGGCGACAGAGAGGAAAGGAGUCGAGAAAAACAAGGGCUUUCCUGCGGAGAAAGAAAGAGCAGUGUGCUGCUAGAGAACAAAACAGCACAGGCUCUUCUGAAGACAAAGCGGGGUUAGACUGGUUUUAUUGCUGCAAUUUUUGGGGGGUACAAUUUGUUUUAUUUUCUAUUGUAUACUGCAAAUAUAUAUAUAGUUUACAGAAUGUUGUUCUUAGUCGUGCAAGUUGUGUUGCUGAGGCUUGCCGUUCUGGACGGUGCAUCAAUUGUUCAAGAAUGCAUCCGCUCCAACGGUCAGGAGUACAGGGGCGAGCAGCAGAUUACAUCAACUGGAGAGAAGUGUUUAAACUGGAGGAACACGAGCAGAGAUUACAACACAACUGCCUUCCCAGACCAGCAGACAGGCGUUGGGGACCACAGCUACUGCCGAAACCCAGAUGGCGAUAACAAACCAUGGUGCUACGUGACAGGCAAGGACAACCGAGUGCAGAGACAGAAGUGUGCCAUUGACACCUGCAAAGGUCAGGCUCCUCCAGCCACAGUGACUGAGGUCCCUCAAGUCGCUGAGCCCAAUGAGACCAAUGAGACCCAGGUCUUUGAGCCGGCCAAGUCCCUCCCCUCCCAGAGCGAGAGCGCGGCGGUGCAGCCUGUCGUAGGGAUCAGCCAGCGCGUCCGGACCGGGCCCAAGCAGAAGAAGGACCUGGGCACCCUGGGGUACGUGUUGGGAAUCCUCAUGAUGGCUCUCAUAAUCAUAAUGGGAGUGGGCAUCACAAUGGGGUACUUUUACAAGAGAGGGCGAGAUCUGAAGAAACAGCACGACCAGCGCGUGUACGAACGAGAGAUGCAGAGGAUAACGCUCCCGCUGUCCGCCUUCACAAACCCCACCUGUGAGAUCAUGGAUGAGAACAUCGUGGUGGUCAGCGCUCACCAGACCCCAGUGGAGGAGACUGUGGAGGGGAACAGCCCACUGAUGGACCAAGUGGGAACCCCAGGAGCGUGAGAGCAGUCUGUCCCAGCGGAAGAGGCUCCAAACUCAAAUACCUGAAAAAGGCAGCCCCUGGCUUCUGAUUCUUUUUGUUUCUUUGGUAGGCUUGGACUAAAAGCCAUACAAAGACUGCCAUUUGUAAGGGAACUGAACUCGUAUAAAAGAGAGUUUUACAAUGCAAGUUGAGCUGUUUAAAAAAAAAAACCUCAAGGAACAGACUCAAUGUGGAAUCACCAGGGAUGGUGCCACCAGUAAAUGGUGGUGUAGAAAAAAAAGGCAUGCAAGAUAUUGUUAGUUUAUAGUCUACAUUUUGUAACAGAGAAGGUGAUGGUCUUAUGAUUUUUUUUUAUUUUCACUGGCUUAAUCAUAAUGAAAUGAUUCCUGUUGUAGGCUCAUUGAUUUUGUAUACAGUUUAAAAGGGGUGCUUAUUUUCCAUGUUUUUUUUUUUUUUAUAUGAAGGAAUGAGGACUUCAACAUCUCCCAGGACUGGGGAAGUUUAAGUACCGUAGCAUCCCUAUACGAUUUUCCAAGUUAAGCUAUUGCACUUCACAGAAAUGCAACCUUUUUUCCCAUUCCAAAGGUUCAAACAAAUUCCUGUUGCUGUCUAGUUGAUCACUUUAAGACUGAGCAUGUCACAAUUUCUAUUCAAAUGAAGUAGGUCAAUUGAGUAUAAGAAAAGGUUGACCUACUGAAAUACUUGUCUAUAGAAUGCAAAAGUCACAAAGUUAGAUUAAGGCUGUCGACACACAGAAGCUGGGUGGAUGGCUGAGUACAGGUUUAGUCGUAAUGGGAUAAAAGACAAAAAUAAUCAAAAUCAGCAGGCACAUUAAUACAGUAUUUCUCAAUGCUGACUUUUUUCUUUUACAAUCAUGUUAGGCUGCUCAACUUUAUUUAGUAUUAAUUAUACUUAACAUACUGUUUGAUGGCAACAGUAGAUAUGCUCUCCUUUCAGUCUAUAAGCUACAUGUGUUUGUUCACAGAAAAAGUCAAGUCCGUACUACCUUGUAUAGGAAUACAAUGUAACAGUUCAGUGCUGGGCUCUUGGUUUGGCGCAGUCACUGCUGGGGUUUGAACACAGCCAAGACAGACAGGGCCUUUUGCUAUAAUAACCAGAGCAGUGUACUUUAGUGAGCACUCGUUUCCAUUGGUGUGUGAAAUGUAAUGACAGCGAGGAGCGUGCCAGCUCCAUAGACUGUGGAGAAGCAUAAUAAGAAGUGGCCUGGUGUACUUCCACCCCAUGGUUAAGACUCUGCAUGCAGCCAGUGUAAGGUCAAUAAUAAUUAAGUUUUUGAACGUUGGCAUGCUCUGCAUCAAUAACUGUAAUGUUAGGUAAACCUUUCCCUUGUUCACACACAAUCUUGACUUGCAAUAUGUAGAUCUGUGUUCUGUUAUGACUUCUGAUUCAGGUACACUGCAUUCAUAAUCCAAAGGGAUUUCCUAAUGAAGAGAUCAGGAAUAUCAUAGCUGUAUAUGUAUUGUUAGCAUACAACAGUUGCCAUGAGAUUGGUAGCACGACUGAUUUUUCCGCAGUGUCACUAUCCAAUUCUCCUUCAGUAGUAAGCUUGUAAAUUUUUUUUGCACAGUUUUGUAUGGAUAUAUAAAAACGAUUUGAACAGAUGUGUGGUUAUUGUGUUUUAUUAUUGCUGUUUCUGAUCUUGGAAAGCAACCAUCUGAAAUUUGAAAGGAUUUUUUAUUUUAAAUGCAUCUAUAAAAGUGCUGUUGCUUAUUAUUUUGUAAUGUUUAAAAUAAACUUCAGUACUAUAAUUUGUAUAUUUGGCAGUUGAUCCUGCUGUGACACAAACAAAAUAAAAAAAUAAAACUAUUGAACCUUU
Messenger RNA from Acipenser ruthenus (sterlet), 2951 nucleotides. RefSeq names its product phosphoinositide-3-kinase-interacting protein 1-like. Gene Ontology annotation, molecular function: signaling receptor binding; endopeptidase activity. Bases 340 to 1134 code for a protein of 264 amino acids. The transcript is spliced from 6 exons. NCBI's taxonomy places the organism in Eukaryota, Metazoa, Chordata, Actinopteri, Acipenseriformes, Acipenseridae. The record is from RefSeq and is a predicted model, not a curated record.